UUCUUAAUUGCAACACCAACAACAGCAACAACAACAACGACAACAAGAAGUCUUGCAUUUAGACGAAUCAAAAGGCAAUGACGUUGAUUUAUACACCAAUAAGCGUGAAAAUGAGCAACGGGGAUGGAAUUGGCUUGAGCAUUGGAAGGCAUCGCAGCCAUCCCAUGCCCGAAACAUGGGGCCAAGGGAGAGCCGCUAUGUGACACUCGCCACUACCGAUGACACCUUCAAAAAGGCCGUUGAAAUGGAUUUGGUAACACCAAUGGGCUCAAAAAAUAUCAAUAUGGGUCGGAUCAAUGGUGGCUCAAUUGAAUCAAAUCCGUACCCAACUCACCCGCGAAUACAUUUAGGCUUUGAUGGUGUCCCAAGCUAUAUGGUUCCAACCCAAUCUGCAAAAGCCAAGGUGCGGAGUCAAGCCACUGUGGGCCAGGUUAGCCCAUCAGUAGCAGCUCGCUGGAAUCCCUCAACAAAGAGAGGAACAACUGUUGGGUCGGGUUGUGAUUCGCCGGUCUCAAGUGGAGGAUCAACUACUUAUCAGGCCCCAAGAAGCCCAAGCACAAAAUGGAAUCGGCCUAACGGGCCUAGUGUUCAGGCUCAAUGGAUUUCAGGCCGUAGCCCGGAUUGUAGCAGGGAUGGCAGGGCACUUCCAUUGGGAAGUCAUAAAUGGAGACACACUUUUGGUUAAUUGUGUUGAGAGAUCCUUUUUAUAAUGUGUGAUAGUUAGACUUUCUCAUCAUUGUGUGUGCGAUUAUUAUCACUUAUUUAUAUGUUGUACAAUUUUAUUUAUUAGUAUUAUUAUUUUUAAAUUAGGCAUAGUGUUUGUUGUGGUUCUGUUCUAUUCUUUGUAUUUUGACAAUAAUGUGAUCAUUGUUAAAAGUAUGUCUCUAGAGGCGAAUUUCUCGUCA
Messenger RNA from Camellia sinensis, 905 nucleotides. The record is from RefSeq and is a predicted model, not a curated record. NCBI's taxonomy places the organism in Eukaryota, Viridiplantae, Streptophyta, Magnoliopsida, Ericales, Theaceae.